CGCUAAAGCUGAAUGGCAUUAUCCAUUGCAGACAUAUCAUAUCAGGCCUGAUAUCACACGCUAACUUCAGAUAUUGUUUGCCUUUGCUGGGUGGAACAACGAGCAUGGGGUCCUUCAUUUUCUCGCGUGUUUUCUCGGGUUAUAUACAGGUAUUGUCGAAUUACGUAAAUGUCCGUUUGAUAUUUCCAAUGUCUAUAUAGGAUGUUUUGCUGUCGAUACUUCAAUGUCCAUUGGUCCAUUGAACAAACCGAAAUGUCCAUUGAUCCAUUCGUCCAAAGGACAAAUAAAAUGCCCAGUGAAUUUUUCCAAUCAUCCAUUGACACGAUGCAUAGCUAUUGGACGUGUAAGUUUUCCAGCAUGAUCGCAGUCUAUAGCGUUACAUAAAGUUUCUUUUUCGUUUUUACGCAGAUUGUGUACCAAAAUGAACUCUUCUGAAAGUCUUGACAUGGACAAUAUCGUUGAAAAUACAAAGGUAAACUAGAAAUCUCUUAAUGAAUUCGCAUUGGCAAUGUAAUAUCUAAUAUCUAAUAUCUAAUAUAUAAAAUCUAAUAUAUAAAAUCUAAUAUAUAAAAUCUAAUAUAUAAAAUCUAAUAUAUAAAAUCUAAUAUAUAAAAUCUAAUAUCUAAUUAACAGUUAGACAACGAGGCCGAGUUGUCUAUGAGCGAAUAGUCAACGAGGCGAAGCCGAGUUGACUAUUUGCUCAUAGACAACGAGGCCGAGUUUUCUAAUUGUUUUAGUAUAAACUUUAACAUUAAUUUACAACUAGGCUGCAAACACAAUACAAAAAUACACAAAAGCCAUUAUAAAACCAUUAAAGGUAAAUAAAUAUUUUAGUUUUUGUUCGCGUAAAAUGUUUUACAGAAUUCAGUUUUAAUUUUAAAAUUUCAUUGAGUGUAUGUUAUUUUGUCUAUUUUCUACCCUUAAAGAUUGCCAUUCCAUAUUUUUGUUGCUUUUUUCGGGGUUUUUUAGUACAGAAUUGUUCAACAAGUCGUCCAAAAAAUCAUCAGACACUUCGGCAAAAGGGCAAAACGCGAAUUUUCCGCCAUUUUGAAUUUUCUAUUAGUAGGCUAUCACUAAUAGCCUACUAGUAGCGUAGCCAAUCAGAAGCCACGAUAUGUGAUAAUAAUAACAUUUAAUAUCCAUCUUUGGUUAAAAAAGUACAAUGGAUUUACAAGAAGUGCUAAGGUUAAAAUUGAUAAGAAGAAAUUUUACUAUUAUUUACAUCAAUGUUGCUAAAAAUGUUUAUACUAGUUAUAUAUUCUAUAAAAUUAAUUUAGAACUGUUAUAAAAGGGAUAUAGCUCUAGGUAUAAAGGAUUGUCGGUGUCUUUUAGUAUACGAUACAACAUAUGGUAGAUUAUUUGUUAUUCUUAGAUCGUGUUCAUGGGUAAAAGGUUGGGGGAUAAGUUUAUUACAUGGGUUGGUCGGAUCACUUAGAAUUCUUUGGUAUUCCUUAACAGUUAGGUGUGCCUUCUUUGUUCUAGCGUUUCAAAGUUGCACCGAGAUGUGCCGAGGAUUUUGAUGCAUCUGUUUUGAAUGCUCUCUAUUUCAUCAAUGAGAUAUUGUGGUAAACCACCCCAUAUCGGAGCUGCAUAUUCUAAAACAGGUCUAAUCUUGGAUUCAUAACAUGUAAUACCGACCUCAGGAGGAAGAUUCGCCCUACGGCAUUCUCUCAGACUAAACAUUCGUUUAUUUGCUUUCCUUACAAUGUUCUUGACAUGACAGUUCCAUUUCAAAUUGUUUUGAUGCCAGACACCCAACAGUUUAUGAGAAUUUACUCUUUCCACUACCUCGUUUCCAAUGACCAAUGGUUCUGGUGCCGGUAUUGCUGUGUUAAAACAUAUCCACAUAUCUUUUGUUUUCUUCGAAUUCAUCGUUAUUUUGUUCCUAUUAGACCAUUCUUGUACUGCUUCAAGGGCCUCCUGCAUAUGGCUGGAUGAACCUUGUGAUACCACUUCGUCCUGUGUACAGUCAUCCGCGUAUUUGCAUAUGUUUAUGGAUAAUCCAUCUGGGAUUGAGUUCUCAAUAUCGUUAAUGUGAAUAUUAAAAAGAGCGGGGGACAUCACAGAACCUUGUGGGACCGAUGAUAGGGUUCCUGCUAGUUUGACCUGUUGUCUUUUAUCUUCCAGAAAACUACGUGUCCAUAGCCAAAAGGCUUUGGUUACAUUCAUUUCUGCGAGCUUACGAGGUAGAAUUCCGUGGUCAACAAGGUCAAACGCUUUGCGAAAAUCUAUGAAUAGUGCACGAACUCCAUUUUUGGCGCUAUGAGUAUUGUCGGUACAUUAAACCAGUUCUGCGAGAUGUUGGUGAGUGCGGACACGGUUGAUCGUUUGCUUGUAAAGACAUGCUGAUUAUCAUUUAUACGUGAACUGGGAAGGUUCAGUUUGAGCUGCAGCUUUUCCAGCACUUUAGCCAUUAUGGAUAUCUGGCGAAAGUCAUUCUCGAUAUCUCUUGGUGGAUUGACCUUCGGAACUAGGAUAACUAAGGCGUGUUUAUACGCAGUUGGAUAUUCACAUUCUUUUAUACUGGCGCAAAUAAUGUCAUGAACGAUGGGCGCUAGUUUUUCACAGUAUCGUUUAAGCACCCACGCUGGAAUCCCAUCGGACCCGGUGGCUUUUUUAGAGUUUAGUUGUUUCAAGGCAGUCUUAACCUGUCCAAUUGAGGGAGUAGGAGGAUUUUCUUGCCUCAGUGAUGACGCUACGUCUUCAAGACUAGGGAUUAUGGUUUCAGGAAGUUUUGACCAUGGUUUAGUAAAUAUAUUCUGCAGUAUUUCCACUGUAUCGGGAGUGCUGUCUGAGAUUAAGUUGUUGUUUAGAUUGUCACCUUCAAAGCCAUCUAACUGGGAUAUCGUCCUAUGCCAUUUUGCUGCAUCGUGUUUGCGUUUGCUUUUGACCUUAGAUGAAUAGAAUUCUACUUUAGCUUUCUUGAUAAGUGUAAUGAUCUUAUCAGCCAAUUGUCUAUAUUUGGUCAUGUUCUUCGCUGUAUUUCAGUAACUGAAAUUUGCUUUGUGAAUCUUAUGUCCUGUCUUUUAUGUUUAAUAAAUACCUUAUUAGAUUUUAAACAUUUCCCAGGCAGUGGAUUGCAUUUCCCAGACCCUAUAGAGUUUGAGUUGUUGGACAAGUUAGUGACCACAGGGGGCAACAGGCCCUCAACCAUGUGUUUUAUAAGGGGGGGAUAAUUUUGGCCCCCACCAAAAAAAAACAAUUUGAUUUCGAUACUAGAAGUAUUUUAAAUCAUAUUUACAUAUAAUCAAAUAUCUGUAAUCGAUAUUUUGAUAACAUUUCUCGUAAUAAUCCAUCCUGACUCGCGGAUAUCGAUCAUAGACUCACAAAUCAUAAUGAACGAAUUAAUGAAAGGGCCAAACAAAAGACGUAUAGAAGACUUUGAAAAUGCCAUUUCCGAUGAUUUAGAGACGCAAAAUUUUCAAAAUUUUUCCACUCUGUGCCAACCGUGGUGGCGCUUCGUGGGAGUCGGGAACCCUAAGUUUAUCAAGCUGGCUCCCUAAGUGACUGCCAAGUUGUGGUAUCUACAUGCAUAAACAUACUAUGCAAGUACUUAACUGCAGGUUCAGUCUAUCUACAGCAUAAUGUAAUGCUGUAUAUCCAAAAAUCUGUUUCAGAAAAUGCAGGGAAUUGCAGUCAUAGGGGUAGAAAAAUACAAAAAUUUUCUGGGGGAGAAAACCCCAGACCCUCUCCAGGGCCGUAGCAACCGCGCCCGAUGUGGGGGGGGGGGGCUGGGGGGCUGCAGCCCCCAGUAAUUUGCUAAUAAUCAUUCAUUUUUAAAAUCAUGCAGACCUUUAUUAUUUAAUCCAUGACAAACUGCAAAGAAUGAAGAUAUUACCCAUACUUUCCUGCAACUUAUCCAAUAUAUUGUUAAUUAAAUACACCUUCGUCCAUUUAGUACUACUGAAUUCUAAAUUUCCACAUACUAAAAACGCUGUAUUCUGACAAUCAGAAAUCUGUCAAAUCUUCCCCAAAGUCCAGGAAAUGGCAUUUCAGAGACUCUAAAUUUAAAAAUUUCCUCGGGCCUUCGGCCCUCGCUUUCAGCCCCCCCCCCCAAACGAAAAGAGCUUCCUAAGGCCCUGCUCUCCACCCCUCCUACUAUUAAAUGCGAUACCACACCAAACUUUUUGUUACCAACAAACCAUCUAUCAUUGCUCCACACUCGGUAUGGUAUGGUCCCUUUUUGUAGAUGGCCCCCCCACUGACGAAUUCUUAAAAAAUGCCCUGCUCGCUUUAAUCUCUUUUUUGAUAUAAGCCGUCAUCCAUGGCUAGUCAGACGCAUGGGUACGUAUCGUGGUUACAGGGAUUGUUUUAUCUAAUAUGUCUAUUAUAGUAUUUGUAAAAAGACUAACUUUGUUAUUGAUAUCUCGAGCCUCAAAUAUUGAUUUCCAGUCCUCAAGGUUUAAUUUUAGGCCGAGUGCAUUUAGGUUACAUGGUUUCGUUAGGCGCACUUUUCGAGUAGAAGGCCUCACGGUUUGUAUUGUUUUGGGACUAUACAACAAACAUUGAUGGUCAGAGCGACCAACUGGAGGCAGGUGCACCACUUCUUUAUAUAAAUCUGACAUGUUCGUUAGUAUUUGGUCCAAAGCUCUGGUGCCUCUUGUCGGUGCUUUUACAGACUUCUUCAAGUUAAAUCUUCUGCAUAGUCUACUCAGCUUCAUUUGAUUGAAAUCUCCCAUUAUGCAUGCACCAGCAGACGGGUAAUCUCGUAAGACAGAAUCAAGUCCCCUGGUAAUAUACUCAAUCAGUUCUCUUUCACUUUCUGCCGACUGCCCUGGGGGGAAGUAGACGCCAACUGCCACUAUAACGCUAAAAGGCCUAGGUGUUCUGGGGGGUUUAAGAAGCAGCCAUAGGACCUCUCUGUUAUCUUCGUCUAAAUUUUUAGACAUGUAGUUGGUAUACAAGCGUUCACAUAUGCUAAUACACCCCCUCCUGGUGUAAGUCGGUCCCGCCGAUAGGUAUUGAACAUUCUUCCAAUGCUUAUAGCAGAGUCGGGUAUAUUUGUAUUCAGCCAGGGCUCUGUAAUCAUAAUCAAGGAGGGACUGUUCAUUUCAACAAUAGCGUGUAGAUCGUCAACUUUGUUCGAAAUGUGACAAAUGUUCGUACGUUAGGAGGAUAGUUGGCAUGUUAGAUAUAGUUUUAUUAGCGGUUUGAUUAGUCGGUCUAGAAUUCCGUUUUGAAAUGUUUAAAGUAAUUAGGUUGGUAGGGUUGCGCCUAUUUCGUUUAUAUCUAUAAUUACGUGAUGAGAUUAUAACUGGAAUAUGAGCCAUUAUACGUAGGUUGAAUAUUUCCCAAGAUGGGUGCUACUUUUCUUUGACCACAUAGUUUGUGUUUCUUUCGAUUUCCAUGGCUUACAACUUAUGUAUUUAGGCCAGAAAUUAUCUUCCUGAAGCAAGGAACUGACGGCCGAAGGAACAUGGAUCUUAGAUGAGAUUGUUCCCCUGCGUCGACUUUUGAAAAUGGAAAUAUAAGUCGGGAUUAUAUUUCGUUUAUUAAGAAAAGAUAAGAUUUGGCUUUCUUUCACAUUCUCGUCUAUACCUGUUAGGCUGUUACGAGAAAUUUCUUGGUUUUACUUCUAUUUCGUUUGACAUCAAUAAAGCCAUCGAGGUCACUAGACAACUCGUCAAUUUCACGUUGUGAAUUCUGGGGGCUAGAUGUGGGUAUUUUGUUCGUUUUAGGCAUUGCCAUAGAUUUACGAUUUUUAGAGACAGAGGUGCUGCUACUUUUGCAUAUGUCACCUGAUCUCCUUCCACUUUAGUUUGUUCAGCGCCAAUUGAAUCAUUAGUUGAUAUAGGACGAGAUGCAGUAGACACAUCGUUCGACAAUUCUAUAGGUUCUACUCUUUCAAAUGAAGUAGAGGCAUUUUCAUUAGGUAUUGUAUGAUCACAUCCAUUGUUCUCGGUAGGAUUAAUCAGUUCAUUCGAGACAAUAGGGCUGCAUACUUUAGCUUUGUUACCAUUACAGAUGUUUUCCCGAUUUGCAUAUUCAAAAGACUCGUUCGUUAUAAUUGUUGACUCAGUCCGAAAUUCAUCAUCGGGAUCUUUUUAUUUCUAUCCAUAAACUCUUGAAAUUGGCAAUUGCCGUUCCUAUGUUAGAAAUCGAUUCCGAUAUAGCUUGGAUCGCUUCGGAAUUGGUUAAUUGGCCAAGCUUAAGACUUUCGAGGUCUUCACAAACAUCUUGCAUGCUUGAUUGCUUAGCAACUGAAAUGUCCUCGUCCUGCUUACAUAUCUGCUUGCAUAAUUCCUUCAUAACAUCGCCCGCUUUCUCGCCAUCAAGAUACAACAAGUUUUUAUUCUUUUUCCAUAUUAUUACUGAAUCAUCAAAGGUAAAUAGCUUUUUGUCACCGCCAGGUUGAGACCAUGUUCCAUUGAGCUGCAGAUCUUCGCUAACUAAUAUUUAUACUAAUAUCUAAUAUCUAAUGUCCAAUAUCCAAUAUCCAAUAUAUAAUAUAUAAUAUAUAAUAUAUAAUAUAUAAUAUAUAAUACAUAAUAAAUAAUAAAUAAUAAAUAAUAAAUAAUAAAUAAUGUAUAAUGUGUAAUGUAUAAUGCAUAAUGCAUAAUGCAUAAUGUAUAAUGUAUAAUGUAUAAUAUGUAAUAUGUAAUAUGUAAUAUGUAAUAUGUAAUAUGUAAUAUAUAAUAUAUAAUAUAUAAUAUGUAAUAUAUAUUAUAUAUAUAUUUAACAAUUAUACCAUUCGCUCUCGUCGUAUAUGAGCUGAUAGCCGACGAGGAGCGUAGCACCGAGUCGGCUAUCAGCCAUAUACGACGAGAGCGAAUGGUAUAAUUGUUUUAUAAUAUAGUCUAAUAGCCAUUAACUGAAGCAAUAUAAUUAAUUAUCCUCUGUUACAAUGUCUUGACAAUUUGUUCGGCCAAAAACCGCUUGGCCUCAAAAAUUUGAAAUACUUUUGUUUUACAUCUCGAAGAAUACUGUGAAAGAAAUGGUUUCAGAACCGGUAUAUCUCACAGAAAAGGUCAGAUAUAUUAUACAGAUGUUUGGUAGUAUAUAGUACGUUCUUGUUGACUGCAAAUUCAUUUGUCUAUCGUUGCAAACUUUUCUGAACAACUUAUAUUCUCACUGAACAUUUUUUUUUCUCUGUUGUUUCGGUAUUAAUUCUUUAAAACAACUUGUAUUUAAACUAAUUUGUAUGAAAUAAAUGUAUUUGCUAACCUGUCAAAUUUUUUGAGAGUUUUUCCUUGUACUAUCAUCUUUCUCAAAGCGAAUAUUUUCCUUUUUUCUGCUUCGCAAAACUGCAUGUAGUUUUUAGACCGCCAUCUUGUUUUUCGCUACUCGUCGUAUAUCACCUCAUAUACGGCGAGUAAUUCAACCAAUCAGAUUGUAGAACAGCUCACAUACGGUGAAUGACUAUAUAUAUAUAUAUAUAUAUGUAGCGGUUUUUGAGUUGUUUUCAGACGAGUGUAUACCAAACCGGGCAAGCAGAAAAUUCUACUUGACCGCGGCUGGGAUUCGAACCCGCGACCUUCGCAUUUCUAGAACGAUGCUCUACCUUCUGAGCUACAAGGUCAAGCUGAGAACGACGUGUUAAGUUAUGAUGUUAUGAUGUUAUUCGCAUUUCAUUUGGUAUACACUCGUCUGAAAACAACUCAUAAACCGCUACAUAACGUAACACGAGUGGAAUCGUCAACGUGGGAAACCACAACAUUCACAUACAACAUUGCCAGACUAAUAGCUGGCUAUACGCAUUGAAGGACUAACCUCCGAAAUGCAACUAACAUCAUAACUUAACAAGUCGUUCUCAGCUUGACCUUGUAGCUCAGAAGGUAGAGCAUCGUUCUAGAAAUGCGAAGGUCGCGGGUUCGAAUCCCAGCCGCGGUCAAGUAGAAUUUUCUGCUUGCCCGGUUUGGUAUACACCCGUCUGAAAACAACUCAAAAAACCGCUACAUAACAUUACACGAGUGGAAUCGUAAACUUGGGAAACCACAACAUUGUCAUAAAUAUAUAUAUAUAUAUAUAUAUAUAUAUAUAUAUAUAUAUAUAUAUAUAUAUAUAUAUAUAUAUAUAUAUAUAUAUAUAUAUAUAUAUAUGUAGUUAGAUAUCGCUCUAUGGCCUUUAGGUCAUAUUGAGCGCUCUACAGGAUGAGCCAUGCCGCUUACGCAUUGCGCACGCUCACUGCUUGCAGUUUGAGCGCUCUGGCAUGGUUUUGAUGUCCCACAUUCGUGAGGCAUCAAAGGUGACUGUAAAUAGCAGUCACUUUCAUCCUGCUCAUCAGCACUACACUGAUGAGGCCCAUAAGGCCGAAACGGUACCGUCUGUAGUUAUAUAUAUAUAUAUAUAUAUAUAUAUAUAUAUAUAUAUAUAUAUAUAUAUAUAUAUAUAUAUAUAUAUAUAUAUAUAUAUAUAUAUAUAUAUAUAUAUAUAUAUAGAUAUAGAGAUAUAUAUAUAUAUAUAUAUAUAUAUAUAUAUAUAUAUAUAUAUAUAUAUAUAUAUAUAUAUAUAUAUAUAUAUAUAUAUAUAUAUAUAUUUUGAAAUACCAAUAUACAGUAUCUCAAUUUCCCUCAAUACAGUAUACAGUAUCUCAAUUCCCCUCAAUAUAGUAUACAGUAUCUCAAUUCAAUAUUUUGAAAAACCAAUAUACAGUAUCUCAAUUCCCCAAGUUUCGACAAUGUUUAUAUUAAACUCGUUGAUAUAUAUAUAUAUAUAUAUAUAUAUAUAUAUAUAUAUAUAUAUAUAUAUAUAUAUAUAUAUAUAUAUAUAUAUAUAUAUAUAUAUAUAUAUAUGUAUAUAUAUAUAUAUGUAUAUACAUAUAUAUAUAUAUAUAUAUAUAUAUAUAUAUAUAUAUAUAUAUAUAUAUAUAUAUAUAUAUAUAUAUAUAUAUAUAUAUAUAUAUAUAUAUAUAUAUUAAUUUAGCAUCGAACAAUACUAGUUCAAUCUGCAAGUGUGAUGUUAAGUUGUGUAAUUGUACACUCCGUAAUAUGUUAGGGUGAAAAUGUUCUAGAGUGUGUAUUAUAUAAUUUCCAUACCCAGCGCAAGCAGAAAGAUGUUGUCUGCCGCGGCUGGGUCUUGAACCCGCGACCUUCAAAUUACUAGAUCGACGCUCUACCAACUGAGCUACACGGUCAGACGGAUUUAAGACUGGAAAUGGAAAUUAUAUAAUACACACUACGCAAUAAUUAUAUAACUACAAUAAUUAUAAUUAUAAUUAUUAUAAUAUAAUUAUAUUAUAAUAAUAUUAUAAUUAUUAUAAUUAUUAUUAUUAUAAUUAUAAUUAUAUAAUGCACAAUACGCUAUGUAUGGAAAUUAUAUAAUACACACUCUAGAACAUUUUCACCCUAACAUAUUACAGAGUGUACAAUUACACGACUUAACAUCACACUUGCAGAACUAGUAUUGUUCGAUGCUGAAUUAAUAUAAACGAGUAUGUUUAUGACAUUCAGUAUAUAUUUCAUAAUUUCCAGUCUUAAAUCCGUCUGACUGUGUAGCUCAGUUGGUAGAGCGUCGAUCUAGUAAUUCGAAGGUCGCGGCAGACAACAUCUUUCUGCUUGCGCUGGGUAUGGAAAUUAUAUAAUAUACACUCUAGAACAUUUUCACCCUAAUAUAUAUAUAUAUAUAUAUAUAUAUAUAUAUAUAUAUAUAUAUAUAUAUACUACACAUUAUGCCUAAGCCUUUAUGCGCACGCUCACUGCAUUUCACAGUUUAAAAACGGCGAUAAAGCACAUAAGUCAAGACAUUGUAGCGCCCUUCAAGGAAAGCUCAAACAACGGCAACUGUGGACAGCUGUUUCGCCCUUUUUGGGGCUCAUCAGCACAGUGCACCGAUGAUGAGCUUCCACAUACCAAGAAUAUAUAUACUAUAGAAUCAAGAAAAUGCCAAAACCAUAUGCAGAUAAUUAGCUUUAACAUUUAAAACGUUAACUGUCCUAGUAUGAAUGUAAAAGAAAUAUUUAUGCACAUGUAUAGGUGUAGUAUUACGUGUGCUAUUUGUAGUGUGUGUUGAAAAUAACUUUAGUCACUGUGGUCUGAAUUUGUAAUAUGCAUGUAAGAUUGUAAAAGACUAUACCUAUACAUAGUAUAGCUAGUAUGCUGAGAGCUAAAAGCGAGGUUAGAAUAAAAUAUUUUGAAAAACCAAAUAAUAUACAGUAUCUCAAUUCCCCAAGUUUCGACAAUGUUUAUAUUAAACCCUUUGCUCUGGCGCUUCAGUAUUUUGAAGGAAAUACAAGCUAGCGAAGUUCAAAAGUUACACACCGGUCUAGUGUGAACAUUUUCUAGCUUUGUCUUUUAUCUAACACACCUGACACUAUGUUGUAAUUUUGAGUUUGAAAAAAUAUGACAACACGCUUUGAAUGACAAGGAAUAUUAUAUUAUAUCAACAAGAAAAACAUGGCUUAUAUUGCCUUGUGGUCAUUUACAUAAAUAUAUACAUAAUUAUUCGAAAGGAAGUAAUUUACCGGAAGUGUAUAGAACUAUGACACACUGCAUUAGUAAUAACUUAUUAAUAAUUACAACAACAAUGACGACAAACAAUGGUCACGUAUGUCAACAUUUUGCGCAGAUACAUGCACGCCUAGCGUAUCUAUGUUUUUGUUUGUAACCCUUUUUUUGCCCUGACAUAUUUAUAUGAUAGAAUAGUUCGGAAUUAUUUUUCCCUAGUAUAUCUGAACAUAUAUUCAUUUUAACUUUGCUGCAGAAAUUGAAGAUCAAGACCACAGUCGAUUCGAAGGAAAACGUAGGGAUACAUUUUUGUGCUGAUAAAAAUAAGGAAAAUGGCAAAGACGAGACAGCUCUUUUCAAUGCUGUGGAAUAUGGUAAACAAGACAUGGUCAGAUACUUAGUUGAAAAUUGUGGUGUUGAUGUAAAUAAGGAGAAUAAAGACGGUAAAACACCUCUUCUCAAUGCUGUGGAAUCUGAUAAACCAGAAAUGGUGAAAUACUUAGUUGAGAAGUGUGGUGCUGAUGUAAAUAAAGAGAAUAAAGACGGUGAAACAGCUCUACUCAAUGCUGUGAGAUAUGGUGGACAAGGAAUAGUCAAAUACGUAGUUGAAAAUGGUGGUGCCGAUGUAAAUAAGGAGAAUAAAGACGGUGAAACAGCUUUUUUCAAUGCUGUGAAAUAUGAUAAACAAGACGUGGUCAAGUACUUAGUUGAAAAUUGUGGAGCUGAUAUAAGCAAGGUAAACAAGGAGGAUAGAAACGGUGAAACAUUCCUUUUCAAUGCUGUGAGAACUGGUAACGAAGACCUGGUAAAGUACUUGAUUAAAAACUGUGGUGCUGAUGUAAAUAAGGAGAAUAAAAAAGGUGAAACAGCUCUUCUCACUACUGUGAGAUAUGGUAAAUACGAAAUGGUCAAAUACUUAAUUGAAAAUUGUGGUGCUGAUGUAAGCAAGGUAAAUGAGGAGGAUAGAAACGGCGAAACAGUCCUUUUCGAUGCUGUGAGGACUGGUAACGAAGACCUGGUAAAGUACUUGAUUAAAAGUUGUGGUGCUAUUGUAAAUAAGGAGAGUAGAUACGGUAAAACAAUUCUUCUCACUGCUGUGGAGUUUGGUGGACAAAACCUGGUCAAACACUUGAUUGAAAAUUGUGGUGCUGAUGUAAAUAAGGAGAAUAUGGAGGGAGAAACAGCUCUUCUCAAUGCUGUGAGAUAUGGUACACAAGAAAUGGUCAAAUGCUUAGUUGAAAAUUGUGGUGCUGAUGUAAAUAAGGAGAAUAAACACGAUGAAACGGCCCUUUUAACUGCUGUGAAAUUUGGUAAGCAAUACAUAGUCAGGUACUUGGUUGAAAAUUAUUGUCGUGCUGAUGUAAAUAAGGAGAAUAAGUACGGUCAAACAGUUCUCUUUAAUGCUGCAAGAUAUAAUGAAGAAGCGGACGUUGUCCAGUACUUAGUUAACAAUUGUGGUGCUGAUGUAAAUAAGGAGAGUAAUUACGGUGAAACAGCUCUUUUCAAUGCUGUGAGAUACGGUAAUCAACAAAUAGUGAAAUACUUAGUCGAAAUUUGUGACGUUGAUGUAAACAAGAAGAAUAAAGACGGUGCAACAGUUCUCUUCAAUGCUGUGAGAUAUGGUCAACAAGAAAUAGUCAAGUACUUGAUUGAAAAUCGUGGUGCUGAUGUAAAUGAGGAGAAUAAAUACGGUGAAACAGCUCUUUUCAAUGCUGUGAGAUAUGGUAAUCGACAAAUAGUCAAAUACUUAAUCGAAUAUUGUGGCGCUGAUGUAAACAAGGAAAACAAAGACGGUGAAACAGUUCUCUUCAAUGCUGUGAGAUAUAGUCAACAAGAAAUAGUCAACUACUUGGUUAAAAAUCGAGGUGCUGAUGUAAAUAAGGAGAAUACAAGAGGUAAAACAGCUGUUUUUAUUGCUGUAGAAAAUGCUAACAAAGACAUGGUUCAGUACCUAGUUGAAACUUGUGGCGCUGAUUUAGACCCCAAUCUUUGCGAGCGUGUGAAAUCUACUGAUCCAAGAAUUGUUGCCAAGGAUUAAUUUGGGCAUGGAGGCGAGGUAUUUGGAGAAACAAACAUGGUAAGACAGCUUUACUGGAUCAGAAAUUGUUGACUAUGCGUAGUCGAACGGAAAAAAGACAAACUACAUAGAGGAUAUUACGUACACGGUAGCGCGAAGAUAUGACAUUUAUCUUCGAGUAGUGAAAACAAUAUUUUACGAAUGAGCGCAGCGAGUGAGUAAAAUAUUGUUUUUAACACGAGAAGAUAAAAGUCAUAUCUUCAAGCCACCGUGUAAUGUUCUGUUUAUUAUAUAGUCCCAAGCAAAAAAUUGUAUAAAUAGCCUACUAAAAGUCACGUGAUUGAUUUCUUCAUUAUUGAAGAUAUGGAAAAUAUCUCACUGUGUAUUUCUACUAAUAAAAUGUUGUAUCUGCUAAUUCAUGUACUAGCCAUUAUGAAAUACUAGUUGGGUAUGCAGUAAUAGAUCUACUAUGCCGCGAAUUUCGGUUUACUGUAAAUUUAUGUCUUUAGAUAUUUAGUUAAGACCUUGAUAAAACAAUGUAAAUCUGUACAAAAAUUGUAGUGGCGGACAAGUCUUACACAAUGUUGUAAUGAAAACUUUAUUGAUACAAGUUUUUUUAAUUAACCUAUAUAUACAAUUGUAAAUUUAACUAUUAAUGUAGUUAAUUAACAAUUGGCUACAUGAAGCACAAAUCAUUAUAUAUGUAUACUAAAUUUGCUGUCACAAAAAGAAAAUAUACAUAUUACAUAUAUAUGUCUUACGUAUCAUGGAAAUAAAUGUCUUAAAUGUGCUAAAAUAAAAUAUGAUAGGGUCUCGAGUGGGUGUCGUGGACUGAGUCCCAUUGUUUAUCAAAAUUUUAUUUCCAUUUUCGUUGGGCUAAG
Messenger RNA from Paramuricea clavata, 13280 nucleotides. Lineage: Eukaryota; Metazoa; Cnidaria; Anthozoa; Malacalcyonacea; Plexauridae. The record is from the annotation of a GenBank genome assembly.